Molecule: messenger RNA, 986 nt
Organism: Paramecium sonneborni
Lineage: Eukaryota; Ciliophora; Oligohymenophorea; Peniculida; Parameciidae
Source: the annotation of a GenBank genome assembly
AUGAUGUAAAAUGUUAAAUAAAUGAGGGAAAAAUACGAGAACAUUAAAUAACACAACCCAAAUAGAAAUGUUAGUUCAAGAUCAUUUCAUAGUCAAACACCAUCAAAAGAAUAAUAUUAAGUAGCUUUUUCUAGUAGCUAAUAAUCACAAUAAAAACAAAUAAUAUAGAUUGGAAAAAAUUUAUUAUGUAGUCCUUGUUACAAUAAAAGACUAUUAAACAAAUAAUAAUUGAAUAAAUAGUAAGAAUUUGAAUUGGAAAAAGUAAAUCUACUAUUAUAUUAUAGAGACUAUUGAAGAAAUAAAUGGAAUAAAAUCAAUUACNCUAAGAUAUUGUCCUAAAAUGACAGUUGCAUCUAUAAUGACAAUUUAAAAUCUUUAGGGAUAUCCUUCUUCUACUAAAUUAGCUUUAAGUAAAAACGAGCUUUAUUAAUCUUUUACAAUUUAAUAAACUCCAUAAUCCUAAAUGAAAAGAUGUAAAACAAAACAUAAUUGAAUUAGAUUUGUCAUUAGAUGUUUAAAGAUCAACAUCACCUUAAACAAUAAUAAAAUCUUCAUCUCCAACAGUGAGAAAGUUUAGUUAUCUAUCUUUUUAAAAAUCGACAAUAGGAUAAGAAAGUCCUGUUAAAUAAUAAGAGAGUAUUUAUCAAAUUGAAUAUGCUGAUGAUACAGUUUAUUAUGGAUAAAUAAAUAUUACAAAAAAACAUGGAAUGGGUGCAUUAUAUGAUAAGAAUAAAAAUCUAAUCUAUUUGGGAUAAUGGAAUGAUGAUAAAUAUCAUGGUUUUGGGGUUUUAGUUUAAAAAAAUUGUACUUACAAGGGUGAAUUUAUAAAUGGUGUUCUGGAUGGAUAAGCAAUAGAGGAAGGAAAUGAAAGAAAGUUUUAUGGAUAUUAUAAAAAGGGAUUGAAAAAUGGACCUGGAACAUUAUAUUAGCAAUCAAAAAUAACAAAUGGAAUUUGGAAAAAUGAUAUUUUAGAACAAGAAUGUUGA